Antechinus flavipes (yellow-footed antechinus) is the source of this 3601-nucleotide messenger RNA. It is a transcript of the gene INPP5J, whose product is annotated as inositol polyphosphate-5-phosphatase J. The transcript has 13 exons. Bases 135 to 3269 code for a protein of 1044 amino acids. The record is from RefSeq and is a predicted model, not a curated record. Gene Ontology annotation, molecular function: phosphatidylinositol-4,5-bisphosphate 5-phosphatase activity; phosphatidylinositol-3,4,5-trisphosphate 5-phosphatase activity. NCBI's taxonomy places the organism in Eukaryota, Metazoa, Chordata, Mammalia, Dasyuromorphia, Dasyuridae. Gene Ontology annotation, biological process: negative regulation of peptidyl-serine phosphorylation; phosphatidylinositol dephosphorylation. Gene Ontology annotation, cellular component: plasma membrane; ruffle; cytoplasm.
GGGAGCCGGGGAGCCGGGGCCGGCCGAGCCGCAGGAGCCAGCGGAGCCCGAGCCCAGCAGAACCGGAGCCCGAGCCCGAGCCGGAGCCGGGAGCUGGAGCCGGGAGCUGGAGCCGGAGCCGAUCGCGGGCACCCAUGGAGCAGCCGCGGGGGAGCGGCGGGGGCCCCCGGAGGCCCGGCCAUCCGGCCCCUCCCCGGGCCGCCCCGGAGCCCGGCGGCCUGGCCAAGGAGCUGGCAGCCCCCCGGCCCCCGGGACAGAGACCCGGCCCAGCGCCCACGAGACUGAGCCCGAACCCAGCGGCCAAGGAGCAGAGGUCGGCUUUGUCUUCGUCCCCGGAGCAGAGGGCAGCCCCCAUCCCCGGCUCAGCUGCAGCCCUGGCAGGGCCCCGGCCCGCCGUGCCGCCCCUGGGACCCGGCCUGACGUCACCGGCCGCGGAGCAGGGCCAGCCGCCCGCCUCCACGGGGCCCAAGCCUCCCCGGGGGGCCCCGGGACCCGGCCUGGCUCCGUGGCCGGCGGCGCCCGCGCCCCACGCCCCCUCCUCUCCAGGGAGCAGGCCCUUCCCAGCACCCCCCGUGGAGCAGCGCCAGCCUUUGUCGUCCUCCUCCUCCUCGGGGCAGAGGCCGGGCCCUCGGCCCUCGGGGUUAAGUCCGGGACCCCCGGCGGCAGAGCAGAAGCCGUCCUCCCCGUCCCCCCCGGGGCAGAGGCCGGCUCCGGCCUCCACCAGCCAUAACCCUGCCCUGUCCUGCCCCUUGCUGUGCCCGGCCUCGUCGCCCCUCGAGCAGAGACCUCUGUCGCCCUCCGGAGAGCCAUCGUGGGCGUCCCAAGAGCCGGCCUCGGGCCCGUUUUCCAGGGACUGGGUGCGCACCGAGCCCAGGCCGGCGCCCUCUUCCCAGAGACAUCCCGGAGCCCCGUCCCAGGGCAGGGGCAGAGCGGGCGCCUCCUUGCCGGCCGGGGCCGCCCACCCUCCGGGCCAGACUUCGCCCGGGCCCUCGCUGUCCCUCUCCUUCCGGCCUCGGCCCGAAGCCCCCCGCAACCCCAGCCCAGACGACUCCCUCUUGCCCUGGCCGCCCCAGGCCCCGCCACUGGACGCGAGCCAGGGCCAGCCGGAGGCAGGAGCCCGCUCUCCAGUGCUGCUGUCUCCGGGGUCCCUGAAGCCGGCGUUCUCCUCCUCUACGGGAGGUCCCGUGGCCCUCCCCAAACCACCCCCCUCCCCGAACCGCUCCCCGAACCGCUCCCCGAGCACUAGCCAUAUCGGCGUGGCCGCGCACCUGGGGCCCCCGGCCCCCAAGCCCCCCGAAACGUCCCCCUCUAAGCCUAGUCCGACCGGCACCAGCCCGAGUGGGCACAGGAGCCCGGCCCCCCCCAUGCAGAGCCUCCAGGCCCCUCUCCCUUCUUCCCUCUCGGGAUCUGCUUGGUCAGCACAGUCUACCUGCAAAGGAGACCCUGGCUUCCGGAUCACCAUAGUGACGUGGAACGUGGGGACCGCCAUGCCCCCUGACGAUGUCACCUCCCUCCUGCAUCAGAACGGGGAUGACAGCGGAGAUUCAGACAUGAUAGCCAUCGGGCUGCAGGAGGUGAACUCCAUGAUCAAUCAGCGGCUCAAGGACGCGCUCUUCACUGACCAGUGGAGUGAGCUCUUCAUGGAUGCAUUGGGGCCCUUCAACUUCGUCAUGGUGAGCACCGUGAGGAUGCAGGGAGUGAUUCUUCUGGUCUUCGCCAAGUAUUAUCACCUGCCCUUCCUCCGGGACAUCCAGACGGACUGCACCCGGACCGGGCUGGGCGGCUACUGGGGCAACAAGGGCGGGGUGAGCAUCCGCCUCUCGGUCUUCGGCCACAUGGUCUGUUUCCUCAACUGUCACCUGCCUGCCCACAUGGACAAGGCCGAACAGCGCAAGGAAAACUUCAUGACCAUCCUCAACAUGCAGCAGUUCGAGGGGCCCAUGGCCCACGGCAUCCUGGACCAUGACAUCGUCUUCUGGUUUGGGGACCUCAACUUCCGCAUCGAGAGCUACGACCUGCACUUUGUCAAGUUUGCCAUCGAUAACAACCAACUUCAGAAGCUCUGGGAGAAGGACCAGCUGAACAUGGCCAAAGGCUCCUGGCCAGUCCUCAGGGGCUUCCAGGAGGGGCCCCUCACCUUCGCCCCCACCUUCAAGUUUGAUGUGGGCACCAACUAUUAUGACACUAGUGCCAAGAAGCGAAAGCCCGCUUGGACAGACCGGAUCCUCUGGAAGAUCAAGGCCCCCAGCGGGGGGCGGAGCCCCUCUGGCCGAGAGAGCCACCGGGUGCAGGUGACCCAGCACAGCUACCGCAGCCACAUGGAAUACACCGUCAGCGAUCACAAGCCCGUGGCUGCCCUCUUUGUCCUGCAGUUUGCCUACAGAGACGACGUGCCCCUGGUGAAGAUCGAGGUGGCGGAUGAGUGGCUGAGGCCCGACCAGGCCGUGGUGCGCUACCGCAUGGAGAGCGUCUUCCCCCGGAGCUCCUGGGACUGGAUUGGCCUCUAUCGGGUGGGCUUCCGGCACUGUAAGGAUUACGUGGCAUAUGUGUGGGCCAAGCAUGAGGACGUGGAUGGCAGCAUGUACCAGGUAACAUUCGGCGAGGAGUCGCUCCCCAGGGGAGGGGGCGAGUUCAUCCUUGGCUACUACAGCCACAGCCAGAACAUCCUUAUUGGGGUCACUGACCCCUUCCAGAUCUCCCUGCCUGCCUCCGAUGAGGGCAGUAGCCCCACGGACAGCUCCAGGGCCAGCUCCGAGGGGGAGGACGACAGCACCCUGGAGCUGCUGGGCCCCAAGUCCCGGAGCCCCAGCCCGGGCAAGAUGAAGAGACACAGGAGCCGCAGCCCCGGCCUGGGCAAGUUCUCCGGCCUGGUCCUGCGGCCUUCAUCCCGGGAGAGGGGCACGAGCCGCAGCCCCUCCCCCCAGGGCCACCGGCCCCUCAAAUCCACCAGCUCUGUGCUGGGCGUGGGCACCAAACUCAAGGAGAAGAAGGGGAAAGGAGGCCUGGGCUCCGAGGAAGAGGAGCCGCCCCUGCCCGAGAUGCCCGGGCCCUGGAACUUCCCGCUGCCCAGCUCCCUGCCCCGGCCUGUGCCCCGCACCCUGGGCCUCCUGCCCUCCCUGCGGCUGGAACCCAUGGUCAGUAGCCAGUGGCGAGGGGAGUUCGAGCACGAGGACCAGCUCAGCCCAAAGAGCCCCGGCCGUGGCCCCCGGAGCCCUUCGCCCACCCCCAAGAGCCACCGGGGGCUGGAAGAUGGGCCUCUGGGGCCCUGAGUGGGAGCCGCCGCCCGUAGAGCCCGCCGCGUCCGCCCGCCCUCUCCGUGCCGCCUCCGUCUCCACCCAGCAUCCCUCCUGCGGGACCCGCCGGCCGCCCGACCCUGGGGCAGGGUCUGGAGGGCCCUGCAGGGGGGUGGGGCUGGCCGGGGUCUCCACCUCCGUGUGAGGCCCCUGCCUCCUCUCCAUCCUGACCCUGACCUGUGACAAUCGCCGCCCCCUUGCUUUCCCCAAGCCCAGAGCUGGGUGCAGGGGGCUGGGGGCUGCGUGGACCCCCAGCUGCUAGCCAUCAUCCUGAGGGUUGUUCAUGAGGAAUAAAAUUCUCAGAUCUC